AUGUGCGGUUUGUGGAACAAACAGCAGGGAGGCGUGCGCCGGAGCAUGCAUGUGCGCGGAUGGUUGGACAAAAUUUGGGUGGCAGGCACCGCGGGGCUGCGCGGCAAGAUGGGGCCGGGCUUCAGCCGCAUGAACCUCGUCACAGUCCAGCAGUCCACGCAGGGCUUGUGCAGAUAUUUGCAGGAGACAAACCCCCAGCUGCUCAAGGCGGGCGGCAUCGUGCUGGGCCAUGACGCGCGCCACAACUCGCGCGGCUUCGCGGAGGUCGCCACCAAGGUGUUUCUCAGCCAGGGCGUCCCCGUGAAGCUCUUCAGCAAGAUCACACCCACACCCUUCGUCGCAUUCGGCACGCGCCACCUGGGGGCGGCCGCUGGGGUCAUGGUCACGGCGUCUCACAACACAAAAGAGUACAACGGCUACAAGGUGUACUGGGCCAAUGGCUGCCAGAUCAUCCCGCCCCUCGACGCCGGCAUCGCCGCGGCUAUCGAGGCCAACCUUGACCUGUGGGACCUGUCCAAGGUUGAUCUGUCCGAGGCGGCGCGAUCUGGCCUGCUGUCGGACCCCUUGGAGCCCGUGUCCGAGGCGUAUUUCAGAGCUUUGGAGGAUAACGUCAGGUUCUGCUCUGCUGAGGAGAACGGCGCGUCCAAGCCGGUUGUCUACACCCCUCUGCACGGUGUUGGCCUCGAGUCUGUGCAACGAGCCUUCAAGGUAUUUGGGCUGCCGCAGCCCGUAGUGGUCGAGGCCCAGGCAGUGCCCGACCCCGAGUUCUCGACGCUGGGGGACAACCCGCCAAACCCCGAGGAGGGGCGCGGCGUGUGGAGCAUGGCGUAUGCUGCAGCGGCGGCGGCAGGCGCGGGGGUGGUGGUGGCGAACGACCCGGACGCCGACCGGCUGGCGGCGGCAGAGGCGGAGGGCGAGGGGUACAGUUCUUUCAGCGGCAACGACAUCGGUCUGCUGCUUGCGGACUGCCUGGCGUUGCAACCGCUGCGCCUGUCGACCUCGCCGCCCCUCUCGACUUGA
Molecule: messenger RNA, 1020 nt
Organism: Monoraphidium neglectum
Lineage: Eukaryota; Viridiplantae; Chlorophyta; Chlorophyceae; Sphaeropleales; Selenastraceae
Product: phosphoglucomutase 2
Exons: 11
Coding region: 1-1020 (339 amino acids)
Biological process (GO): carbohydrate metabolic process; purine ribonucleoside salvage
Molecular function (GO): phosphopentomutase activity
Source: RefSeq, a predicted model, not a curated record